Ostreobium quekettii is the source of this 1260-nucleotide messenger RNA. NCBI's taxonomy places the organism in Eukaryota, Viridiplantae, Chlorophyta, Ulvophyceae, Bryopsidales, Ostreobiaceae. The record is from the annotation of a GenBank genome assembly.
AUGGAAGACGCCAAAGUGCGAGGCGGCCGCUAUGAAGCCAGGCUCGUCUUCGGGAAGGCGAGAAUGUGUCCGCACCGCGCCUUCACCUGCCCUACUCUGCUCGGCUCGCCACCACCCCCGCCGCGAGGUGCCGCCGGCAUGGCGCGCCCCCUGGGGACCUCCGUGCUGAUCGGCGGUGGCGGCCUGUCCGGCCUCUCCCUCGCCCUCCACCUCAAGCGCGCCGGGAUCCCCUUCCUACUGGUGGAGGCACGCGACCGCCUGGGCGGCCGCAUUCUCUCCCCCUCCCUGCGCUACGGCGCUGAGGCGGCGGCCUUCGACGCCGGGCCGGCCUGGUACUGGCCCGGGCAGCCCCGGAUGGUGUCCCUGGUGCGCUCGCUGGGAUUGACGCCAUUCGAGCAGCACUCCGCGGGGGCCUCCGUGCACGAGGAUGAGCGCGGCCGAGUGUCGAGGGACGCUUGGUCCGGAUCAAUGGCGGGAUCCCUGCGACUGGACGGGGGGUUUGGCGCGCUGGUUGAAGCGAUGGUUGGCGAACUGCCCCAGGAGGCGAUCCUGCUGAGCCACAGGCUGACCAAACUGUGCCGCGAGGAAGGGAAUCCGAGUUCCAGGGUGGUCGCCCAGGUGUCUUCGAUGGGUGGGGAUGUGCGGAUAAUGGCCGAGUGCGCCGUGCUCGCCAUGCCGCCGCGCGUGGUUGCCCAGGCCGUCGACUUCGCCGGCGGGCUGCCCGAGUCCGCGCUGGGCGCCAUGGGCGCCGUGCCGACGUGGAUGGCCGGCCAGGCGAAGCUGAUCGCGACGUUCGACCGGCCCUUCUGGAGGGAGGCUGGCCUGUCCGGCGACGGGAUCAGCCGCAGGGGCCCGCUGGCGGAGAUCCACGACGCUUCGCCGAGGUCCGGCGGCCCCUACGCGCUGUUCGGUUUCGUGGCCACGCCGCCCGAUGGUCGCAGGGAUGCCGAUGCGCUCAAGGCAGAUGCCAAGGCGCAGCUGGUGAGGAUGUACGGUCCUGGAGCAAAUGCACCCCUGGAGAUUGUCGUGAAGGACUGGGCGUUCGAGGAGGAGACAGCCACCGCCGGCGACUGGGGACGGGGAAGAGGCCACCCGGCGUACGGUCUGCCGCGGGCGCUCAAGGGGCUGUGGGACGGCCGGCUGCUUAUGGGGUCCACGGAGGUGGCGUGGGAGUCCGGGGGGUUUUUGGAAGGUGCGCUGGAAGCGGCGGAGGCGGUGAUGGACCAACUGCCGGACGAAGUUCGGCGUUGCGCCGCCUGA